Pseudocercospora fijiensis CIRAD86 is the source of this 2238-nucleotide messenger RNA. RefSeq names its product glycoside hydrolase family 78 protein. The transcript is spliced from 2 exons. The record is from RefSeq and is a predicted model, not a curated record. The coding region runs from base 1 to 2238 and encodes 745 amino acids. Lineage: Eukaryota; Fungi; Ascomycota; Dothideomycetes; Mycosphaerellales; Mycosphaerellaceae. Gene Ontology annotation, biological process: carbohydrate metabolic process.
AUGGUCAUCAACGAUCGGAGCGAAGGCAUUGAACAAGGUGAGGUGUCGCAAGGCGAUGGCGACGGCGAUGUUCUCGGGCCGAGAAGAUGGACAAGCUAUGGCCAUCGUCUACUUUAUCAGACGUUUGAUGUCACUUCAAAUCUGAGCACUUCAGAGGACAGCAGACUUGAAGUUACGGUUGCAGAAGGUUGGUUUUGUGGACGUCUUGGCUGGGGUAAAGGAAGCAGAGAUUGCUACGGAAGCAAGAUGGGUCUGCUUGCCAACCUCCGGAUGGAAUACGAGGACGGGAGCAGUGAGACCAUCACCACAGAUGAAUCUUGGACAUAUGGCUAUGGGAAUCUUGUCGCUUCUGGAAUCUACGAUGGAGAGACGUGCGAUCUUCAAGAGUCAAGUACGCAAAACGAGGAAGUUGUGUGCCUUGAUCCACCAGUCAAUGUCUUACGCUCACCAGACAGUCCUCCCGUACGCCGCACUGGAGAGCUCAAGGUACAGCAGAUCAUCACUACGCCCUCUGGAAAACAAGUUCUCGACUUUGGACAGAACUUCGUUGGUGUAGUGCGUGUCAAAGUAAAUGGUCCUAAAGGCACUGCAAUCACGUUCCGCCAUGCCGAAGUUCUGGAGCGUGGCGAGAUGUGCAUAAGAACUCUCCGAUAUGCAGUGGCGAUUGACACUCUCAUUCUUGAUGGCUCGGAUGCCGUGGAGUGGGAGCCGAAGUUUACCUUUCACGGCUUUCGAUACGUCGAAGUCACGGGCUGGCCAGGGCCCAUAGACGCCAAUGAUAUCGUCGGUGUUGUUCUGAAUACCGACAUGGAGAGGACUGGUCAUUUCGAAAGCUCGAAUGCUCUACUGAACCGGCUUCAUGAAAACGUGGUCUGGUCUAUGAAAGGGAACUUCCUCUCAAUCCCGACUGACUGUCCGCAAAGAGACGAGCGUCUGGGUUGGACUGGAGACAUUGCAAUGUUUGGAGAUACGGCCAACUUCCUGUACGAAACUUCUGGUAUGCUGGGGUCCUGGUUGCGAGAUGUCUCAUAUGAACAGAUGGAUCGUCACGGUCUCGUCCCGCUCACCGUGCCUUUCAUCAUCAAACGCGGCGACGAAGAAGCUCACGCUGUGUGGGGCGAUGUCGCCGUCAUACUCCCUUGGUCACUCUAUAGAUACAGUGGUGACGCAGAGAUCUUGAAACGUCAAUACGAGAGCAUGAAAGCAUGGCUGGACGUCAUACCACGCAAGGCGAAUCGUCUUUGGAACUAUAAAUCGCCUUGGAAGCUAGGAGACUGGCUGGACCCUGCGGCGCCUCCUGAUAAUCCUGGGAAUGCGACGACUGAUCCAAAUUUUGUUAGUGAUGUCUUUCUGCUACAUGUCAUCGAGACUAUGGUGCAGGCGUGUUGUGCAUUGGAGAAGCAAAGUGAGGCCAACGUGUAUGCCGACGAAGCUGUCGUGGUGCGCACAGCAAUCAAGAACGAGUACGUAACUCCAAGCGGACGAUUGUCUCCCGACACGCAAACGGCGUAUGUCCUUGCACUACACUUCGGGCUCCUUAACGAGGAACAUGAAAUAUCGCGAGGCUCGUCCAGAUUAGAAGAACUUGUUCGUCGCAACAGUCACUUCAAGAUUGCCACUGGCUUCGCAGGGACUCCGUUCGUUGGCCAUGCCAUGUCGAAGGUCGGUUUGGAAAACCUCUUCUAUCGCAUGCUUUUGCAUCGCAAGUGUCCAAGCUGGCUGUAUCCUGUCACUAUGGGCGCCACCACGAUAUGGGAGCGCUGGGACAGUAUGCUUCCCAACGGCGAUAUCAAUCCUGGGCAAAUGACAAGUUUUAAUCAUUAUGCUCUUGGAGCCGUGGCUGACUGGAUGCACACCAAUAUCCUGGGCUUACGUCCUGCUUCUCCUGGAUGGCAGAAUGUGAUUGUUGAGCCGAAGCCGGGUGGAAAUCUGGCGUGGGCUCGGGGUUCUUAUAAGACGAGAUGCGGUGUGCUGAAGGUGACAUGGAAAGUCAGCAAGGAUGAAAACACAGACGGAAAAGUGUUGGAGCUGAAGGUUGUGGUGCCGGGAAAUACGACGGCCGAGGUGAGGUUGCCACAUGCUGGUCCCAUUCAUAAAGUCGGUUCUGGCAAGCACUUCUGGUCGGUGCCAUACGUGCCCGACCCAUGGCCUCCGAAGGCAUGGUUGCCUCGGGAUAUGGACCCGAAUAGUGAGGAGCUUCCGGAAGAUGAAGCACUCCCUUUUCCAGGUUGGGACUGA